GGUGGGGCUUAAUUCAUAUGUUUUGUGUUGUAAUGUUGGAGAAGGCCGAGAUAGAGGAAUAGGUGAUCAAAGGAAACAGAAAUAUUUAGAGAGGACAUGGGCAAGAUUAUCAUGCAGAGUUGGUCUCCAUUUUGGUAUGUUUUGUUGCUGAGUUUUGCUUUGGUAGUAGGACCAGGAGCGCAGGGCUGGAGCAAAGAGGGGCAUAUCAUGACAUGUCGGAUUGCGCAGGAACUUCUAGGGUCUGAAGCAGCAGAGGCUGUUCGAAAUUUGUUACCCCAUUAUGUGAAUGGCGAUUUAUCAGCCCUUUGUAUAUGGCCUGACCAAGUCCGACACUGGUACAAGUAUCGGUGGACUAGCCCUCUUCACUUCAUUGACACACCCGACAAUGACUGCACGUUCAACUAUGAAAGGGACUGUCAUGAUCCGCAUGGCAAGGAGGACAUGUGUGUCGCAGGUGCCAUUCAGAAUUUUACCUCUCAACUUAAGCACUACAGAGAGGGAAGUGCUGAUCGUCGAUAUAAUAUGACCGAGGCCUUGUUAUUCUUGUCACACUUCAUGGGAGAUAUCCAUCAGCCGAUGCAUGUUGGAUUUACAAGUGAUGAAGGGGGAAACACCAUAAAUCUACGCUGGUUUAGGCGCAAGUCUAAUCUGCAUCAUGUUUGGGAUAGGGACAUUAUUACAACGACUAUGUCAGAUUAUUAUGAGAAGGACAUGGAAGUCCUUUUGGAAAACAUAGAGACAAACUUCACCGACGGAAUAUGGACGUCUGAUGUUACAUCAUGGGAGCAUUGUGAUGAUAUUCUUUCAUGUGUAACCAAGUGGGCUUUAGAGAGCAUAAACAUAGCUUGCAGAUGGGGUUACAAAGGGGUCGAGCCCGGUAUAACUCUGUCGGGUAUAUAUGCAAAUCCAACCCACCUCUUAAAAACUAUAAUUCAUUAUGAUUACUUUGACUCAAGGAUGCCAAUUGUUAUGAAACGAAUUGCACAGGGAGGAGUUCGAUUGGCUAUGAUUUUGAACCGAGUUUUUGGUAACUCGAACGAAGGAUUUGCAUCACCAACUUAAGCAUGCAUGCAUGCAACCGCAAUGGCUUUCAAUGUUCAAUAUCGAUCAAUAUUACAUAUUGAUCUUCAUUUUAACCAAUUAUACAUACAUAAUUAGUUUGAUUCCAUUUCUCCAUAAUAUUCAUACUUGUAUUUAAUGAUUAUAAUCCCUUACGAUAUU
Messenger RNA from Juglans microcarpa x Juglans regia, 1221 nucleotides. Its product is annotated as endonuclease 1. The record is from RefSeq and is a predicted model, not a curated record. The transcript is spliced from 9 exons. Bases 97 to 1062 code for a protein of 321 amino acids. Lineage: Eukaryota; Viridiplantae; Streptophyta; Magnoliopsida; Fagales; Juglandaceae. Gene Ontology annotation, molecular function: nucleic acid binding; endonuclease activity. Gene Ontology annotation, biological process: DNA catabolic process.